CGUCCGCACUCAGCGCGCAGCCGCGGUGCCGACGCAACGGAAGCCUGGUUCCAGAGCGAGAGUCGAGGGAGGUGGGAAAGUCGGAGAAACAUCGCAGACCGUGUGGGCAGUGAAGUCAGUGUGGGCCUGGAGGAUUGAUAAGCACGUGGUGAAUGUCGCUAGACCCGAGUUAGAAGCUCCCGGUUGCAGGAACGGGCAGGGGACGUGUUUCCAUCGCCAUUUUUCUCGGGGGCAACGGUCCGGGAGAGGCUCGUGCGGCCGCCAUCUUUGUAGGGGGCAAGGUGUAGAAGGGCGCAUCCGCAGGGCUUCCUUUGUCAAGUACCUGGUGUUGUGUGAUUUUUAACUUAGAAGGGGAAGAUUUGCACACAGCAAUCUGAAACCAAGUUCGUGCCUUCUGGGUUUCUAACUUGGAUUGACAUUGAAUGUUUUCACCUGUUGUAAUCUCCUUUCCAGAGGGUAUGAAAUGAGAAGGAUUAGCAGACAGGAAACCCAAAACAACCAACACGUCUCAGGAUCUGAUUCGAUUUAUCAGGAUCUGGCUACCUGCCAGACUUUGACAGUAUGAAAAGAAAAAGCUUCGGGAAAGACUUCAGGAUGUUAGAGGGUGAAGAUUUAUAUUUGGAAAACGUAAAUUAAAUAUCAAAUCAGAAUCUGAUGGAGGUUACCCAAUCUGUACUCGGAACUUCAUCUGAUUUAAACGUCGAAGAAGGCACCAUUCACUGUGGGGAGAAACCAUAUACGUGUUCUGAGUGUGGAAUAGGAUUCAGCCGAUCAUCUGGCCUGCUGAAGCACAAACGCAGUCACAUCAGAGAGAAGGCUUGGAAAUGCGGCGACUGUGGGAAGGGAUUCAAUUACCCAUCAGACCUGGAAAGGCACCGACGUGGUCACACUGGACAGAAACCGUGGAAAUGUGGAGACUGCGGGAAGGGAUUCAAUUAUCCUUCUCAGGUGGAAAUUCACCGACGUAGUCACACUGGGGAAAGACCAUUCACCUGCUCCAAGUGUGGGAAGGAAUACGCCCAGGUAGCUCAUCUGCUGAAACAUCAGCUGGUUCACACUGACGAGAGACCUUAUAAAUGUCCAGAUUGCGGGACCUCCUUCAAAAGUUCUGAGAAAUUGAUAUCCCACCAACCUGUGCACACUGACGAGAGGCCAUUCAGAUGCGCUGACUGUGGGACUGCAUUCAAGCGAUCAUCUCAACUCAUUGUCCACCAGCGAAUUCACACUGGGGAGAGGCCGUUCACCUGCUCUGUGUGUGGGAAGGGAUUCAUUCAGUCAUUCCACCUGAUUACGCACCAGCGGGUUCACACUGAUGAGAGACCUUUUCAGUGUCCGGUCUGUGAGAAGUGCUACAAAAGUUCCAGGGAACUGAUGAACCAUCAACGGGUUCACACUGACGAAAGACCGUUCAGAUGCUCUCACUGUGGGACUGGAUUCAGGCAAUCCUCUCAACUCACUGUACACCAGAGAAUUCACACUGGUGAGAGGCCAUUCACAUGCUCCAAAUGUGGGAAGGCAUUUACUCAGUUAUCCACAUUGCUGAGACAUCAGCGAGUUCACAGAUAAUUAC
This is a messenger RNA of Chiloscyllium plagiosum (whitespotted bambooshark), 1570 nucleotides long. Lineage: Eukaryota; Metazoa; Chordata; Chondrichthyes; Orectolobiformes; Hemiscylliidae. The record is from RefSeq and is a predicted model, not a curated record.